AUGAGCACAUUUCAGCAUCUUCAGAUACUUGGGAGUCUGGAAGACCAGAAGCGGAUUUUGGAUGUUUUGAAUGGCCUCAAGCCUUGGCUGCACGGUAAUGCGAAAGCGACGGAUGCCGAUGAGAAUGGAAUUAUCCCCAUCUGGACGGAUCAAAUUGAUCAAGCUACAUCAGCGAUUCGGCGACUGAUUUAUGAGGGAACUACGCGACCGGCAGAGACGCCACAGAACUUACCGUUUGCGAUUUAUACCGCUUUGCAAAUUAGUGAGGCGCCUGCGGUGGACGGAGUGAUAUUGAGUCCCGCGCAGUCGAUUUGGGUGGAACAACCGGCACUUCUAGGAGGGGGAAUGACCUUUUUAAUCGUCCAACCGAUUUAUCCAACUCGAAUACUUUUGAAUGGGAGAAGUGUAUCGGAAGACGACGAAGCAAUAUUGGAUCUCCAUAAGCUGCUCCAUGAUGUGCGUUGGUACAAGGGAAUCAUUCGCAGUAACAAGCUGGAUUAUGUGUGUCCAUCUUGUAAAAAAGGAUACCAUGAAAGAUUCCAAUUGGCGGAACAUUUCAAAAAGAGCACGGAGUCAGAGGCAGACAACGAGCGUCACAAGAAGCUACGCAUGAUAAAACGGAAUGGUGAUUGGAGGAUGUUUGUUCAGGGGAUGGAAGAGUCUCUAGGUCCAAUUCAGGCGCAAAGUCUUCGAGAUGGGUCCAGUUGUUUCGAAGAGAAUUUCCUGAGACAGAUAAGUUACAAGGCAUAUUGCUGCACUCGGCAUGAUGCGACAUACCAGGAAGACUGUAUGUCUAUUGCGACAUCUGGAACAUAUAGUCUCGCAGAUCACCAGGAUAUCAACAACAAGAAGGAGAAUCAUGGGCCAGAAACUAGCAAUGUAAUGGUUGAUGCGGAAUCUAAAGAUUGCAGGCUGUCUCGCAGGCAAGCAUCCACAAUUCGAACCCGGUGCUCGUAA
This is a messenger RNA of Penicillium angulare, 957 nucleotides long. RefSeq lists its product as uncharacterized. The coding region runs from base 1 to 957 and encodes 318 amino acids. The transcript has 3 exons. Lineage: Eukaryota; Fungi; Ascomycota; Eurotiomycetes; Eurotiales; Aspergillaceae. The record is from RefSeq and is a predicted model, not a curated record.